GGGCAGGAGGGAGGGUCCGCCCGCCCCAGCGCUUCCGGCGGGGCCGGCCGCGGCUCCGCCAUGGGGAAGAAGCACAAAAAGCACAAAGCCGAGAAAGCAGAAUGGCGCUCCACCUCCGCCACCGCCUACGAUUAUGGGGACAAGCCUUUGGAAAAACCCUUAAAGCUGGUUCUUAAGGUUGGAGGCAGUGAAGUCACCGAACUCUCUGGGUCAGGGCAUGAUUCUAGUUACUACGAUGAUAGAUCAGAUCAUGAGCGAGAGCGACAUAAAGAAAAGAAGAAAAAAAAGAAGAAAAAGUCAGAGAAGGAAAAAGAAAAGCAUCUAGAUGAUGAGGAAAGAAGAAAGAGAAAGGAAGAGAAAAAGAGAAAAAGGGAGAAGGAGCAGUGUGACACUGAAGGAGAAACUGAUGACUUUGAUCCUGGGAAAAAGGUGGAGGUUGAACCUCCUCCAGAUCGUCCUGUCAGAGCAUGCAGAACUCAACCAGCUGAAAAUGAGAGCACACCGAUCCAGCAAUUAUUGGAACACUUCCUUCGUCAACUUCAAAGGAAAGAUCCUCAUGGGUUUUUUGCUUUUCCAGUCACGGAUGCCAUUGCUCCUGGAUAUUCCAUGAUAAUAAAACACCCUAUGGAUUUUGGUACAAUGAAGGAAAAAAUUGCAGCAAAUGAAUACAAAUCCGUCACUGAAUUCAAGGCAGAUUUUAAACUGAUGUGUGAUAAUGCAAUGACUUACAACAGACCAGAUACUGUUUACUACAAACUAGCCAAGAAGAUACUGCACACAGGCUUUAAGAUGAUGAGCAAAGAACGGCUAUUAGCUUUGAAGCGCAGCAUGUCGUUUAUGCAGGACAUGGAUUUUUCUCAGCAGGCAGCUCUUUUGGGUGAUGAAGACACAGCAGUUGAAGAACCUGUUCCUGAAGUUGUUCCUGUACAAGCAGAGACUACCAAGAAAUCCAAAAAGCAAAAUAAAGAAGUUAUUAGCAAAACUUACUUGAGUAUCGGAUCUGAGUCUCUAUACAGAGAGAAAUUCUUAGCUAAGCAAAUGGAAGAAGAUAACCCAGGAGAGAGAAAUGGAUUUGGUGUGAGGAGAUGCUCUACCCAGUACCUAAGCUGCAUUUUUGAACCUGAGGGGAAUGCGUGCAGCCUGACAGACAGCACUGCUGAAGAACAUGUCCUGGCACUAGUGGAACAUGCAGCAGAUGAAGCUCGGGAUAGGAUCAAUCGAUAUCUACCCAACAGCAAGAUUGGUUAUCUGAAAAAAAAUGGAGAUGGGACUUUAUUAUUUAGUGUAGUAAAUUCCUCUGAUCCAGAAGCAGAAGAGGAAGAAACUCACCCAGUGGAUCUGAGUUCACUGUCAAGCAAAUUAUUACCUGGCUUCACUACACUGGGCUUCAAAGAUGAACGAAGAAAUAAAGUAACCUUUCUUACCAGUGCCAACACAGCACCUUCCUUGCAAAACAACUCUAUAUUUCAUGAUUUGAAACCAGAUGAGAUGGAACUUCUAUACUCAGCAUAUGGUGAUGAAACUGGUAUCCAGUGUGCCUUAAGCUUACAGGAAUUUGUGAAGGAUGCUGGAAGUUACAGCAAGAAAAUAGUUGAUGAUCUUCUGGACCAGAUCACUAGUGGCGACCAUUCCAAAACUAUUUAUCAACUAAAACAGAGGCGAAACAUCCCCGUAAAACCACUGGAUGAAGUUAAAGUUCUGCCAGUUCUUAUAAAAGAAGAACACAAGUUGCGUAAUACCUGCCUGGAUUCUUCCAAACAGAUUAUGGUUGGAGAAUCUGCUGGAGACAGUAACACUUCUGACCUGGACUUUCUCUCAAUGAAGCCCUAUUCAGAUGUAUCUCUUGAUAUUUCUAUGUUAAGUUCGUUAGGAAAAGUGAAGAAGGAGCUUGAGCAUGAUGAUAACCAUCUACAUCUGGAUGAAACAACUAAACUGCUUCAGGACCUUCAUGAAGCUCAGGCUGACAGAGUGGGAUCUCGGCCAUCAUCCAAUUUGAGUUCCCUCUCCAAUACCUCUGAAAGAGACCAACACCAUCUUGGAAGCCCCUCUCAUCUGAGUGUUGGAGAACAGCAAGACAUGGUUCAUGAUCCCUAUGAAUUUCUUCAGUCUCCAGAAACGUCAAAUGCUACUAGUAACUAAUCUGACAUGUACUAUAUUUAUUUUGUAUUUUAAUUGUAUUAUGUUUUUAUAAAGUUUUUGUCCAUGACAGAAAUUGCAUUUUUGUCCUCUUUUCUGUGAGGAUUGGUGUAUAAUAUUAUCAUGUAUACAGGAUUAAACAAGCAAACAUAGAAAAACCCCCACCCCAAAUUAAUUAGUGCAUAAUGUCAAUGGCAAUGUACCAAGAACUACUUUCAUUUUGUUUCUUAAGGGAGAGUGUUAUCUACUGGUGUGUGAAUCUUGACUGAAAACCAGCAAAUAAUGUGUAAGAAAAAUUUAUAUUUUAUAGACACUGAAAUGUGAUAAUUUUCCCAGAAUCAUGGCAGCCGUUGUUAAAUGUUUGCAGUACAAUUAUCAGCUAGUUCUGUUGGUAGUUGUUCUGUUAUCCACUGUUCAGGUUAAGACCUGAACAUCUCCAGGAUGGAACAAAGAACUGCCUGAAUUGGGAUCGUUGUUGUAUUUUCCAUCUCCUAAUGCUAAUAAUCUGUAGGAAUUGUUUUUAAACAUUUCCCCAUAUUUUUAAAUCUUUUUUUAAUCACUGUAGAGAGCACUUAAUUUGAGAGUAACAGUGGUUCCAGUAAAAUGCUCAUUUUACAGGACUUCUGCCCUGGAUUUGAAAAAGAUGAAUGUUUUUGUGAUCUCUUGUAUCUUGAAACACAAAGAAAAGAUAAUACUUGUAUUUUUUAUUAUGAUGUGUAUAUUUCAUAGGAUGGAAAAAAUACUGGCUAAGGUGUGCUUUUCAAUAAUUCCAAAAUAAAAUUUUGGAUUUUAUAAUACAUCAAUACUGAAACUGAGGGGUUUUGUACUAUGUGCAAGCAGAUAAAUGUUAUCAAUUUACAUUAUUUUGUAAAUAUUAAUAAAAAUAGAAAAGCAGUUUUGAUGUACAGAAAAUCUGUUUUUCUUGCCAGGGAAAAGUUUGCUUCCAUAUUACUAUGUCUGAAAUGCUUAAGAGUUUUGGGUUGAAUUAAUGUGCUGCUUCAAAAGAUUAAUUUCAUCGUACCACAUGUAGCUAUAAACAAAAGAAACUAUUAGUUUUUAGGAACCAUCAACGAAGUCACUCAGGUAACUGAUAGUAAAGUCUUGAUAAAGUCUAAAUAGGAAGAUUGUUUUGUUCCAAGCAGAAGUGCUACAGAAAGCACAUGGUGAAGUUUUCCUGUCUGGGAGUUGUUAGGAAUGUGGCAGUGGCAGCAAGUGCUUGGGCUCCUUUGCUGCUCCUGCAUUCUAAUUCCUCCUGACCGUGGAGGUGAUGUGGAUGAUCUGCUGCACUGUGACAAGUGGUAUUGGUGAGGAUUUGCAUGGACACACAGCCUUGUGUUGGCCUGCAGCUUCCCCAGAUGUUUCCAGUUGAAAAGUGUCUUUAAAACUAAUGUGCUUUUGAUCUCCAGUAAGUCUGGUUUCUCAUACAGUAAAUAUAAAUUGAUUCCUGUAGUAGACUCUAAUUUAGAGUUACGGUUGGUGAGGAAAUCUUUAUUGAAACACUUGCUGUUGAAUUGCCUGCCUUAACUCUUGAAUAAAAUUCUGCAGGAGAAUGGUUAAAAUGCCCCUCUAGAGGAAUGUGCUGGUUUGCUUUGGUUUUUGUUUGAGCUGCAGUGUUUAUGAUUGGAAACUGAAAUAAUGUGCAGUAUCUUAUUUGAUGCCUUCACCUUGGAUUUCAGGCAGAAGAAUGCAUUCAACCUCUGUGAAAUUCUGUAGAUCAACCUUUAUGGGCUCCUUGUGUACAUUGUAUAAAAGGCUCGAUGUCGUUUGCAUUGUUACUGUACCAGAGAGCACUUUGUGCCUGAGGAAGGUUUACUUAUUUAUUCAGCCUAUCUGGCCCUUAAGCAAUGUUAAUUUUGCACAGCGGUCUCCAACUGCUGUUCCAUGGUGCUGGACAGUCCCUUCACUAGGCCUACUGUCUGCAUUCCCCAGGAAAAAAAUGCUUUUAGGGCAAAACUUCUUCCCAGGAGCAAAUGCAAAUGUUUUUGCUGUGGUGCCUUCUCAUAAGUGGCAGACAUUGACUUGUAACCUCUUUGCUGAAUGUACUGAGAUGUGAUUGGGCUCACGAAAUGCCACAAGAAAGGCUUUCAUCUUUCUUUGAGCUAUCUCAUCCUCCUAGAUUUUAUGGAAAGAUUGGACUCUUGAGUUUGCAGCCUCUGGUAAAAAAAUGCCAGAAUUUUAAAGUAAGUGGUUUAGGUAAUGUCUUUCAGUCAUUUGUUUGUCACAGUGCAUUUUUACUGAUUCUCAGGCUAAAAGAGAAUCUCUUGCUCCUCUUCCUUGUUGGUGUAGGUGCCUGUGUUUGUACCAUUGGUACACUGUUGCAUUUUCCAAGUGAUUCUGGUUUAUUUGAAAAAAAAGCCUUAAGAAGAAAUUUUCUGGUCCUUUCCUUACUUAUUUGAAGGGUACAAAAUUCCCUAAGCCAUGUCUUACUUGCUCUUGUCUCUGCCGGUUGUAAGUUCAUAUACACACAAAAGCUUUGAACUAACCAGUAAAGGCCUCUAAUCUUAUGGUCCUAUUUAAACACUAAGAAUUUGAAAAACUUGAUUCAGUUCUGUGAGUUUAUUUAACAUAUAUCAUUAUUUAUUUAAUCUGAGAGAAACACCAUUCCUUUCUAGUGUGUUUGGUAGAUAUUUCCCGUUUGGCUUACUUGGGAGAUGACUCUGUGUCUAUGACAUCCCGUUCAAAUCUGUAGUACAUAACGUGUAACAUCUGCUAGCUAGGUGGCACCAUAUGUCAGUAAACUAUGUGAGUUCCCAUCAGCUGGAAUAUGCUGCCACUGAAAUUGAGGGGAAAUUCCCAGGGUGUUUUGUAAAAUCAACCCAGGUUUUCUAUAAAAAAUUGAGAAAAUUAAAUGAAUUUUUCUGCUUUUUUCUCUAAUGACUGCUGUAUCAAAAAGUGUGUUGCACUAAAGAUGUAAGCAAUGUUAAGAGAAACCUUAGGUCUGUUCUUCCACAGGAUAGAAAUAUAUCAAUGAAAAUGUAAAAUGGUAUAAAUAACUGUGAUUAUUCUUUUCUCUUUUGUAUGUCUAUCAUCAAUCUCAUGUUUUAGCACAGUCAUCUUCAGUGGCAGUAAAAGGAACGUUGAGACUGCAUUGCAGAUGUGGCAAACGACUUUGUAAACAAGGACUCAGCAUGGAGCAACUUUAUUCCACUCUCUGAGAUACACAAGUACAGGGACAGAAUUUGCCUGAAAAUAUAAGGUGAAAAAUAAAAAUAAAAAAGAAAUCUUUCUAAUGUU
Catharus ustulatus (Swainson's thrush) is the source of this 5370-nucleotide messenger RNA. It is a transcript of the gene BRD9, whose product is annotated as bromodomain containing 9. The record is from RefSeq and is a predicted model, not a curated record. Gene Ontology annotation, biological process: regulation of transcription by RNA polymerase II. The transcript is spliced from 18 exons. The coding region runs from base 61 to 2139 and encodes 692 amino acids. Gene Ontology annotation, cellular component: nucleus. Lineage: Eukaryota; Metazoa; Chordata; Aves; Passeriformes; Turdidae.